AUGUCCGAUAGUGUGGAUAUUGAAGAGAAACCUCCAGCCCCCCCUCUUAGAAUGAACAGUAAUAACCGUGAUUCUUCAGCAUUAAAUCACUGCUCAAAACCACUACCCAUGGCACCCGAAGAGAAGAACAAGAAAGCCAGGCUGCGCUCCAUCUUCCCAGGAGGAGGGGAUAAAACCAACAAGAAGAAAGAAAAGGAACGUCCGGAAAUCUCCCUUCCUUCAGAUUUUGAGCACACUAUUCAUGUCGGCUUUGAUGCUGUGACGGGGGGGGAAUUUACUGGAAUACCAGAGCAAUGGGCAAGACUACUGCAAACCUCAAACAUUACCAAACUGGAGCAGAAGAAGAACCCUCAGGCUGUGCUAGAUGUCCUCAAAUUUUAUGAUUCCAAAGAGACUGUCAACAACCAGAAGUAUAUGAGCUUUACGUCUGGAGAUAAAAGUGCACAUGGAUAUAUCGCUGCUCACUCUUUGAACACAAAGACUGCAUCAGAGCCACCUUUAGCUCCUCCAGUAUCAGAAGAAGAGGAUGAAGAAGAAGAAGAGGAGGAAGAGGAUAGUGAAAUCCCUCCAGUAAUUGCUCCACGUCCUGAGCAUACAAAAUCAAUAUAUACUCGUUCUGUCAUUGAGCCUGUGGCUGUUCCUGCUCCAGCCAAAGAGGCCUCCACUUCCCCAGUGACAACCCAGCCAGAGAACUCAAGCACGAGCACUUUGUACAGGAAUACUGACCGGCAGCGCAAAAAAUCAAAGAUGACAGAUGAAGAAAUCCUCGAGAAACUCAGAAGCAUUGUAAGCGUAGGUGAUCCUAAAAAGAAAUACACACGAUUUGAAAAGAUCGGCCAAGGAGCUUCUGGUACAGUGUACACAGCUAUAGACAUUGCUACAGGCCAAGAGGUAGCAAUAAAGCAAAUGAACCUGCAGCAGCAACCCAAAAAAGAAUUAAUAAUUAAUGAGAUCCUGGUCAUGAGGGAAAAUAAAAAUCCUAACAUUGUGAAUUAUUUAGACAGUUAUCUGGUGGGGGAUGAACUCUGGGUAGUGAUGGAGUACCUAGCUGGAGGAUCUUUAACUGAUGUUGUAACAGAAACGUGUAUGGAUGAAGGACAAAUUGCCGCUGUCUGUCGAGAGUGCCUACAAGCCCUGGACUUCUUGCAUUCAAACCAAGUGAUACACAGAGAUAUUAAAAGUGACAACAUCCUGCUUGGGAUGGAUGGAUCAGUAAAACUUACGGACUUUGGUUUUUGUGCUCAGAUCACACCUGAGCAGAGUAAACGGAGUACAAUGGUGGGAACACCUUACUGGAUGGCACCAGAAGUGGUAACAAGAAAGGCCUAUGGCCCCAAAGUUGAUAUUUGGUCUUUAGGCAUCAUGGCCAUUGAAAUGGUUGAAGGAGAACCACCUUACCUUAACGAGAACCCUCUCAGAGCACUGUAUCUGAUAGCUACGAAUGGAACCCCAGAGUUACAGAACCCAGAAAGGCUGUCAUCUGUGUUCAGAGACUUCCUAAAUCGAUGCCUAGAGAUGGAUGUGGACAGGAGAGGCUCUGCCAAGGAGCUUCUACAGCAUCCAUUUUUAAAACUAGCCAAGCCUCUUUCUAGCCUGACUCCACUGAUAAUAGCAGCAAAGGAAGCCAUUAAGAACAGCAGCCGCUAG
Staurois parvus is the source of this 1647-nucleotide messenger RNA. NCBI's taxonomy places the organism in Eukaryota, Metazoa, Chordata, Amphibia, Anura, Ranidae. The record is from the annotation of a GenBank genome assembly.